AUGGCCGAUGACUUGUUAAAGGGUUGGGAUGACGUUAGUUUCCACGGGUCCGAUCAAAUAAUGACCCCUAACAUCGACGUGCUCGCCUACCAGGGCGCCAUCCUCCAGCAAUACUACUCGGACACGCAGGGCACGGCUGCCAGGAGCGCCCUUUUUACAGGAAAAUACCCUAUGAGACUCGGCACACAAAGCGACUCCAUACUAGCAUCAGAAGACCGAGGUAUCCCAGUAUCGGAGCCGCUGCUACCCGAAUACCUACGGGAACUAGGCUACGACACGCACUUGGUCGGCAAGUGGCACGUCGGCAAAUCCCGGGAACACUAUCUGCCUACUUACAGGGGAUUUGAUACUUUCUACGGCUUCCUCGAUGGCUCCGUGGAUUACUAUACGUACAACUUGGUCGAGAAUUGUAACGGCACAUCGUUCUUUGGUCUCAAUUUUUAUGAAAACUUGGCGCCCGUGGAGGAUCUAAGUGGACAUCUUACGGAAAUACUCACUGACAGAGCUGUUAACUUGAUAAGAAACCACAACACAUCGAAGCCAUUGUACCUCCACGUGUCGCACGCGGCUCCACACACCGGCGGAGGCUUGGUGUCCCUGCAGCCACCUGUCAACACCUUGGCGGAAAACAGCCAUAUAGCGCACACAGCUCGGCGCAUGUAUGCCGGUCUUGUUACAAGCUUAGACAAGAGCGUUGGACAUAUAAUUGCUGCUUUAGCAGAGAGGGAAAUGUUAAAAAACACGAUUAUAGUUUUCGUAUCUGAUAAUGGAGCAGGUGCAACUGAAAAUUUUGGAUGCAACUUGCCGCUGCGAGGAGAGAAAAGUACUCCGUGGGAAGGUGCUGCGAGAUCUGUGGCUCUCGUAUGGCACGCUUCAGUGGCACCUAAUAGAAACGAUCAGAUAUUCCACGUUACUGAUUGGUUGCCCACUUUUCUAUCAGCUGCAGGUGGCGAUAUACCCAAAAAUAUUGACGGAAUCGACCAAUGGCGUACAAUUGUAAAGGGCGAAGUAUCUAAACGGGACAGCGUACUAAUAACAAUUGACGAUCUUAACGGUUGGGCUGCGUUCAGAGAGGGUGACUAUAAAAUAAUUGUGGGGAAUGUAAGCAAAGAGAAGAGUAAAUAUCAAGGCAAAGAGCUCAAGGCAGUGCGACUUGGCUCGUUUCCGUACGAAAAUGUGCUACUGGCAUCGGAAGCAUGCUUAGUGUUUAAAGAAACACUGGAUCUGAGUUUAGACAUAGUAUCAGUCUACGAGAUGCGCAAUAACAGUAAACUGGUAGAAACUGUUAAUGAUCUGCCAGACGAGGCAGUUUGUUUUCCAACAUUAGCAAAAGGCUGCCUAUUUAAAGUAUCUGAAGAUCCAACUGAGGCUUUUGAUCUGUGGCAUGCAAAAAUGGAUAUAGUUAGACGCAUGAGUUUACGACUAAGAACUCUCUGGACAGAAAUGACUCCAAGGCGACUACCCAAAGCGGAUCCUAGAGCUAAUCCAUCAAAUCAGAACUACGUGUGGUUCUCUUGGGUACCUAAUGAAGAAAAAAUCGAUGCACCACGAAAACCCGUUCCACCUUUUCCUUUACAGGUGUCAAGAGAUGAGCUACAGUACGUCGUCGACAUCAAUUUAAGUUCUUUCAAAGAUAAAAUUCACGAGUAUAUUAAAAACAUGGGAGAAUCAUUUGUUACGAGCGUCGGUGGCUUGUUUAAUUUUUAGUUUAUUUUGUAAUAUUUGUGUUCUUAUAGUCAGGGCAAUGUAGAA
Molecule: messenger RNA, 1752 nt
Organism: Cydia splendana
Lineage: Eukaryota; Metazoa; Arthropoda; Insecta; Lepidoptera; Tortricidae
Product: arylsulfatase B-like
Exons: 7
Coding region: 1-1707 (568 amino acids)
Source: RefSeq, a predicted model, not a curated record